AGUGUAGUCAAACAUUGGACCGAAGGCUUCUUCUGCAGGUUGGAGGCGCAAAGUGAGAGAGGCCUGGUAUCUUAGACUAAAGAACAACAUUUCACUUUACACCAAACGUCAGAAACUAUGACUAACGUGUGAUGACAUCCGUGUGAUUUGGAGGAUUUUUUGCUCGAUUUUAGAUCCUAUACAGACUAUUUUUUAAAGGCAACAGGAGUACCCGGGUCUGCUCUGUUCCACUAAACUGCGCCUUUCUUCUACUUUGUACAAAGGAGGAUCUGUCCGCCCUGCUGCAGGGAAGCAGUGAAUGUCUGACCCAAUGACAUGGACCCAAGCUGAGGGCCCAGAGGUCCCCGUCUGCCCUCACUUUGGCCUGCUGGUCACGGGUAGAGAUGGCAACUUGUUCAGCUUGUUCGGAUGUGCCGGCCAUACCUGGAGUUGUGGUUGGGAGUGUUUUACUGCUGGUACUGAGCAGUAAUCCUGCGUGGGGGAAUUAUACCGCUCAAGGAAAUGCCAAUACCAAUACCACUACGGUUCCCAAUACCACUACGGUUCCCAAUACCACUACGAUUGCCCCUGAGACCCCGCCAGUCAACAUUGUUGCUAUCGUGGUCCCAGUCAUCGUGGGUGUUGUGGUCAUAGUUGCAGGUGUUCUCUUAUGGCUGUUCUGCAUGGUGAAGAAGAAGCGGCAGACGGAAGGGACAUACAGGCCCAGUGCUGAAGAACAGUCUGGCACACGGAGCGUGACCACACCAGAUGCACUAAAGUUACCAAAGGAGGAAAGACUCAUUUGAGUCCAAAACCUGGUGAGGACACAGGCUGCACUCUCUGGCAAGGAAGCGAUCCUGUUUGAUGAAGCUUUCUCCUUUGAGGUGAUCAUUGAAAGAAAGAUUUCUCCAAGUUGAAGAACUCCAAUAAACAAUGCAUUUCUACUCCAUUUCAACAAGCACUGAAUUGUUCCGACAUGCUAUCUGGAUGGACCAUCAAGUGGGUUUUCAGAAGAAGAGCUCUCACAAGCAGGAGAUGAGCCACAGUAUUUUUAAACCACUAAUGAAUGUUUUUCUUUUCCAGCUGCCUUAAUAUACAAAUUACAAUAUGUUUGAUUUGAUUAAGUCCGUUCACAAUUUCACUGUCUUUUACCUCAAACUCUAUUUUCUGUCCAUUCCAUUUGAAAAAGAUGUACAUGUACAUAUGAUGUACAUAUUUUUUUUUAAAUUCACUUCACGUGUAAUCAAAUAUUUUACUAUUGUGCACAUACUUGUGAUUUUAAAGGACUAGCUGAUUGCUAAAAAAUAAGGUUCAACCAGGAAAUCAGCUACUGUUUACACCGUAAGUAUUCUUAUUCUUAGUAAUCACACACUAAUUUAAAGUCACAUUAUUUAAACAUUCCAUCAGAUCCACCAUGCAGCACAUUGUAAUUCACUAUAAUCAAGUGUAGAUGUUCUACAGUGUCACAGCAUGUCUAUUUAUGCUUUUAUCAAAUAAAUAACUAAAUAUUUGUUAAAUA
Mugil cephalus (flathead mullet) is the source of this 1498-nucleotide messenger RNA. It is a transcript of the gene crb3a, whose product is annotated as crumbs homolog 3a. The record is from RefSeq and is a predicted model, not a curated record. The transcript has 4 exons. The coding region runs from base 384 to 785 and encodes 133 amino acids. Lineage: Eukaryota; Metazoa; Chordata; Actinopteri; Mugiliformes; Mugilidae.